Messenger RNA from Aspergillus affinis, 4152 nucleotides. RefSeq names its product DNA-directed RNA polymerase. Bases 1 to 4152 code for a protein of 1383 amino acids. The record is from RefSeq and is a predicted model, not a curated record. The transcript is spliced from 2 exons. Gene Ontology annotation, biological process: mitochondrial transcription. Lineage: Eukaryota; Fungi; Ascomycota; Eurotiomycetes; Eurotiales; Aspergillaceae. Gene Ontology annotation, molecular function: mitochondrial promoter sequence-specific DNA binding; DNA-directed RNA polymerase activity. Gene Ontology annotation, cellular component: mitochondrial DNA-directed RNA polymerase complex.
AUGUUGUCUCGAGUCGCCCGCCAAAAAAAUGCCAUCCCUCCUCACCUCCGGCGUUUGAAUGGUUGUCGGAUGUCGCCUUCGUUGGCGACAUUGCGGCUUCAUUAUCAUUCAAGCCGACCCAGCCCUCUUACGAAUGCAUCAACUACGAUACCUCAGGAGCGGCCUCGCGUCUCUUCCUUGCAAUUGAAUCGGAAUCUCGCCACUGCCACAGAUCUCUCGGCCCUGGAACCGGGGUCGUUCCCUUCGCCACAAUAUGACCAGAUGGCUUCGCUCUUUCCACACUUCGCAACAGAUUUCGACCCUUCGUCUCUAAUCAUUGUCAAUGAAUCCGCGCAGACGCAGCCCCGAUUUGUUAGAUCGCACCAGGGCGUCGGUGGUCAUGAAGAUGAGAUGUUUGCAAACCUGAACGUCUGCUUGAAGGUUGGCCAGUUCGAGCGCGCUGCUGCUCUGAUCACCCGAAUCAGCACGUUCUAUCCUGUCGGUUCGUCUGAGAAUCUUGCUCUAUACAACCGCUAUCUAAAGGCGAUGGUAUCGCAUAUGAUCGUGACGCGGCAGCACAACCUGAUCUUGCCUUUGCAGAGAUGGUUUGAAGUGGAUAUGGCUGCCGGUGGCGCUAUACCAGAUGCAACUACUUACGCAGUGAUGUUGCGGAUGGCUUUGCGUAUGCUGCACGGCGGAAAACGGGACAGAACGGUGCGCCGAUACUGGGACCUUGCGAAGAAGGUGGGCUUGGAAGAAGAAGUUCUUGCUGUUCCCGUUCUCUCGGAAUUGGAACUGGGUGAACUCUCGGAGAUUUGCUCCUCGGAUCUCCAGCGCGUUGCAAUUGACAGUAUGCAGUCAGAUGCUGUGCAGGAUGAGUCAAUACCUUUAGUAUCGGAUACUACGCCCGAGGUCAGACCUGUCGAACAGAAAGGUCUUGGCCUCUCUUCUCUGAAGGAAUCCCUUUCUAUGCUCACGGAUUCUCCUGGAAUUGUUCUCCCGGAAAAUACCAUGUAUACAGCGGAGGAAAACCAGGAGCUGCGUGCCCAGCUGCGACAGAAGCAAUUGGAGACUGAUAGUAUCAAAGUGUCGAUGGAUCGCUGGCGCAAUGAGACCGAGAAACUGCAAAACUCAGGUCUCGACCUCGCAACCGGCAACAAACGGCUUAGCCCAAUUAUCAGCCAGUGGCACUCUGCGCUCGUCUUGAAAAUCAAAGAGGAGCUCAAAAUGGCCGCCGCGCAGACUAGCCAUGGAGGGUCGUUCGAAGAAAAGCAGCGGGCCGAGACUUCAACUUACCUCCAGAGUAUCGAUCCAGAGAAGCUCGCAGCUAUUACCAUUCUUACUGUGAUAGCUCAAUUCAGUUACAACGGCAUGGAGAAUGGUCUCAAGACAUCUACAGUUGUUACAAAUAUCGGAAGGGAGAUGCAGAAUGAGUUAUGGGCCGCAGAUGCACUCCGCAAGACUUCUGACACGAAUUCUUGGCGGGCGAAAACCUUGAAGGAAAUUUUCUCGAAGCGGAAGACGAAGGAUGGUCGGUCACGGUGGCACGGUCUUGUUCAUAAACUACAAAAAGACGACCCAGAAGUGGUCUGGCCGCCGAGGACGAGAGCUCAAGUUGGGGCUGUCCUGAUGGGCCUACUUUAUGACAUUGCCAAAGUUCCCGUGGUGACUGAAGAUUCUGUCACCAAGAAGAAGGAUACUCACAUGCAACCUGCAUUCCAUCACUCCUACGCAAUCAGCUGGGGACGGCGUUCAGGGUACAUCCAUCUCAACACCGAGGUCGUCAAGUUGGUUGCCCAAGAACCUCCCCCCGAUGUUAUGGGCCGCCACCUGCCUAUGCUUUGCAAACCCAAACCCUGGACGGGCUUUAAAGAUGGCGGUUACUUCAUGUACCCGAAUACCAUAGUGCGUUCGACACCCGGUGAAACAUUGCAGCCGACUUAUGUGCGUGCUGCGCUGCAAAAUAAUGGGCUUGAACAAUUGUGUACAGGCUUGGAUAUCCUUGGAACCACAGGGUGGACAGUCAACAACGACGUGUUCAAUGUUAUGCUCGAGGCUUGGAACUCGGGCGAACCAAUUGCCAAACUUGCUCCCCUGCAUCCCGAUUUGCCUCACCCUCCGAGACCAGACCCCGAUGAGGGAUACGAAGCCGUUAGAAAAUGGGAAGCUGUCAUGCAGGAUAUUGAGAACCGACGAACUGGAAUGCAUUCGAACCGUUGCUUUCAGAACUUUCAGUUGGAAGUUGCCCGAGCUUACCGAAACGAGACCUUCUAUCUUCCCCAUAACGUCGAUUUCCGAGGUCGUGCUUACCCGUUGCCACCUUACCUUAACCAAAUGGGCGCGGAUAAUGCGAGAGGUCUGCUUCUAUUUAGUGAGGCCAAGCCCCUUGGCGCAUCUGGCUUGAGAUGGUUGAAAGUCCAAAUCGCAAAUUUGGCCGGGUUUGAUAAAGCUAGUCUUUCGGAACGGGAGCAAUUCGCUAAUCAACAUCUGGCUGAUAUUCUGGAUUCCGCCGACAAGGGGUUGCACGGCCAGCGCUGGUGGCUUAAAGCAGAGGACCCCUGGCAAUGUUUGGCGGCCUGCUGUGAACUGAGAAAUGCUCUCCAGCUUCCGGACCCCACCAAGUAUCCGUCGCGCCUACCGAUUCAUCAGGAUGGUUCCUGCAACGGAUUGCAGCAUUACGCAGCGCUGGGUGGUGAUAAGAUCGGUGCGCAGCAAGUCAAUCUGGAACCCUCUGACCGUCCCUCCGACGUGUAUACUGGAGUCGCCGAGUUCGUCAAGAAAGCCGUGGCGCUUGAUGCCGCACAGGGCGACCCUCAUGCGAAGCUUCUCGAUGGACGUAUCACUAGAAAAAUCGUCAAACAGACAGUCAUGACCAACGUUUACGGCGUGACGUUUAUCGGAGCUGUGAAACAAGUGCGCAGGCAACUUGUAGACCACUUCCCUGAUUUUUCUAAUGACGAUACGAGGUUCGGGGCUUUGUAUAUUGCUCGCAAGAUCUUCGAGGCUCUGGGAACCAUGUUCAACGGAGCGCACGAGAUCCAGUACUGGCUGGGAGACUGUGCUAGUCGCAUCACCGAGUCUCUGACUCCCGAGCAAAUCGACGAAAUUGCGAAGGAGGUGAUGAUGCCGCAAUCAGACAUCACGGAGCUGAGCAAGAAGAAAAUAAAAGAACUUGAUCCGGCCAGCAAGUUCCGGUCUACAGUGAUUUGGACAACCCCUUUGGGGCUACCCGUCGUUCAGCCGUAUCGGAUCCGCAAAGCCCGACGUAUUAAAACCUCUUUGCAGGACUUGAGCAUUGUCGAUGAGCACUCCGGGUCGACUGUCUCGAAGCGCAAGCAACUCCAAGCGUUUCCCCCUAACUUCAUUCACUCGCUUGACGCUACUCAUAUGAUCUUGUCUGCUACCGCAUGCUACCGAGCCGGACUCACAUUCUCAGCAGUCCACGAUUCCUUCUGGACCCAUGCUUCUGACGUUGACGACAUGAACCAAAUUCUUCGCGAGGCUUUUGUUCGUAUGCAUUCCGAUGACGUGGUGAAGAGACUCGCCGCGGAGUUCGAAGUCCGAUAUGGGCAGAACAUGUACCUUGCCAAGGUCAGUACACUAGGCCCCAUCGGAAGAGCUAUUCGGAAGCACCGGGGGGCGCUCAACCCGGUAUCUCAAAGGGCCAAGGAAUUGUUGGAAGAGACUCAGAGACAGAAGCUUCUGAAAUCCGAUGACCCCGAACUUCAGGCCCAGGGCCGCGCGAUGGUCACGCCAGCCAGUAUCUUCGAGCAAUUAGGGGGUACCGACGAUGAUAUGACCAUCUCCACAUCGCUCGGCGAAACCGCCGUAGGACAUUUGCCGGAAAACAUGGAGGCGGCCGAGCGGAAAGCCUCGGAUUUCAAAGAAGACGCGUUCGAUCCAGCGAUCCAGAGUCUGACGGCGAGCAACUUCGACAGCUUCCUUGGCCCGCAGCUCGGGGACGCUGAGCUUGCCGGCGACGGCGACGCGGCGGAAGACAACGCAGCGGAAGGCGACGCGGCGGAAGAAGAGGCACCGCCGAAAAAGGCGAAGAAUCGGUCGUCUCCUACAAGGAAUACCUGGCUCUGGCUUCCUAUGCGGUUCCGCGAGGUUCCCCAGCGAGGAACUUGGGACCUGACGCGGAUUCGUGACAGCAAGUACUUCUUUUCUUAA